Molecule: messenger RNA, 2549 nt
Organism: Hipposideros armiger (great roundleaf bat)
Lineage: Eukaryota; Metazoa; Chordata; Mammalia; Chiroptera; Hipposideridae
Gene: CFAP221
Product: cilia and flagella associated protein 221
Exons: 21
Coding region: 109-2427 (772 amino acids)
Biological process (GO): motile cilium assembly; cilium movement
Cellular component (GO): 9+2 motile cilium
Source: RefSeq, a predicted model, not a curated record
AAAGCCUGGCAUACUGCAUUUUGGAGGCUAUCAAGUAGAAAAGCAACACCAACAGACUCUGGAAAUGACCUUUGGCUCUAAAGAGAAGACUCUAUUUUUCAUGAUAAAAUGGCAGUGGUGAAAACCCCCAGCAGAGAACUAAAGAAUGCUGAAGAACCAUUUAAUAACAUAUCACCUCUCCUUUUGAAGAGUCUAGUGGAGGAGCCCCCCAAAAGACGAGAAGUGCCUAAUCACCUCCUAGAAUCAAGAGAGGUUCAGCCCCCAGGGCAACAGAGAUCUUGGAGGGAUUGGGGACAUCUACUGACCCCAAAAUUGGAAGACAGGCAUCUGGUCAACAUUUCCAAUGAUGACAUACAUGUUCAUAUCUUACCCCCGCAAACCAAAUACUUUCAGAUCAAGUAUGUAAAAAAGGAACACCACCUCGUCCCUGGUUUGUCCCUCACAGUCACCAUUACAUUCUCACCAGAUGAGUGGCGAUACUAUUAUGAUUGCAUCCGUGUUCACUGUAAGGGUGAUGACACUUUGCUUAUUCCCAUCCAUGCCUAUCCUGUCAUGAACACCCCGGACUUUCCCUCAUUUAUAAAUCUAUCGAAUGUUCUACUUGGUGAAAGCAAAAAAUAUGUUAUUCCUUUGCAGUGCAGCUGCCCUGUAGACUUUGAAUUUCAUAUUACUUUGAUUCAGGCUCAUCAAGCCUUUACUAUUGAGCCAACAUCAGGAAUAAUUCCAGCGAAUGGGAAGAUGAAUGUGACUGUGAAGUUUACACCCUUUCAGUAUGGGACGGCACAGAUAAAAAUGCAGUUAUGGAUUUCACAGUUCAACUCUCAACCCUACGAAUGUGUCUUUACCGGAACAUGCUACCCUAACAUGGCUUUAAAAUUAGAAGAAUUUAGAAGAUUAAAUACUCUUUCUAAGAAAGUAGACAUUCCUUCAGAGAAGGCAAUGACACGGAUAAAUUUUCACCAACCGCAUGCAAAGUCAAAACCUGCAAAGAUUAAGGAAAUUGAAUAUCAGAACUUGAGAUUUCCGGUAGAUUUAUCAAAUCCAUUUGCUGUGGCAACUGUUUUAAACCAAGAACCAGGAAAAUUGAAGAUAAAAGAGCUAAGAGAAGUUUUGGACCAAGGCGAUGAGAUUUCCAAAACAAGACAGAUGAAGGAAGCACUCUUUGAACAGAAAGUCAGACAAGACACUUGUGAAGAGAUUGGAAAUCACCUUAAGUGGCACCCCAAAUCUCACCCUACCAGGAGCCCCAUGUGCCCUGGGCUGUGUGCCCCAGGGGCCUUCUGGGGAGCCCAGCAGUACAAGCUGCUAGAUAGAGGAGAUCCUGUUUUGGAUGAGGAAUUUCAGCGACUGAAAACAGAAGUUAACCACAAGCGGGUUGUUCACAAUCUAGAAGAAAAAAUCAAGGAAUUUCAUCCUAAUUUUGAUCCACUCACUAAUAAUACUUGGGUCAAUAGGUUCAGGGCCCAAAGACGGUUUCAACAAGUAGCACGCAAGUUGCCACCACCUGAUGGUUACAAUGGGCUGCUUGUUUUCUUUUCACCAUCAGGCAGCUCAGAAAUGCUGUCAUUGAGAGUAGGCCCCACUAAAUGGUCAUGGGCUUAUCAAGAUCUUCAGUCAGUCGUCUUUUGCCCUCAGGUUCCUCAACUGUACAAAAUUAAGGGGUAUCAGCCAUUCUGUGUCCAGAGGUCUUCAACAAGUUACAGACCUCAAAAGCUUGCUCGAGCCCUGAGGCAAGGAGCUGAGGAUGAAGCCACCACCAUCAUCGCCCUGCCAAAGCAGGACGCCACCCCUCAGUUCCCUGACAAGAUCUCAGUCUUGAGCAUGAAACCACCUGAGGCUUUAGCCGUGUCUCCAGAUUAUGACCCACUUUAUAUUUUUAAUCCCAGCCCAGGAUUAUUUGCUGUGAAGCACCCUCUGACCUACUCAGAAACCUUGAUUGAUUACCAUCUGUGCUCUCACCCCAAGUACAAGUUCACUAAGGAGUGCCACAGUGGGUCCAGCAUUCCUCUCACCCAAAAACAGUUUCUCCAUCACACGGACAUUAUACCUGGGGUAAUGCACUGGAAGAGGUUCCAGUCCCUGGUUCUCUCAUCCCUGCCCGAGACCUCUACGACAGAGAUGACACAGAGCUGUGAUUCCCUCAAUUCAGCUCUGCUUCCUACAAAUGUCCCUGCCAUUCUUGAUGCUUUACCAGAAGAAGACAGAUUGGAAACAAUUGAACGUGAGCUCUGUGAACAGAAUAUAGACGUUAUGUUGACUCCAGAAAUGAUCAAAGUGGAAUUCCCUAUGUUGGACUACAAGGACACCAAGAAGGAAAAAGAGGUAAUAAACCAAGCACAACCAGUGGAGAAGGCAGGAGAAAAGGUGCUGGAGGAGAUGAAGAAUCUGCGGGCCAAAGCUCUCAACUCAUACCUGAUCCUAGAAUAAAAAUCAGCAGUAGGUCGGUUGCUCUCAUUUGCUUUCUGCAGGUCACUGUGGUCCUUUGUGUUCAUUUAUGUUCCAGCCAUUUUGGGAAUUAAAGUUUCUAGAGAAAAAAAAUUAAAAUGUGG